Molecule: messenger RNA, 2785 nt
Organism: Ruditapes philippinarum (Manila clam)
Lineage: Eukaryota; Metazoa; Mollusca; Bivalvia; Venerida; Veneridae
Exons: 4
Coding region: 298-1158 (286 amino acids)
Source: RefSeq, a predicted model, not a curated record
UUUAAUGUUAUUAUAAAAAUGGAUGACUGCGUUUAGAUUUCAAGAUACAUGCAUUUUUAAGUUUAGAUGAAAGAAGGUUUUGUUACAUUUGAUACCCAUUGUUGCUUGUAAACAUUUCAAAUUGUGAUUUUGCCAACUUUUGUUUUCUACAUUCGGAUGAUUGUUUUUCGACAAUAGUGAAGUUUCAAUGGUUUAUCGGUGAUGAAAUAUUUCUACACGUUAAUUCUACACGUAAUUUAUAAGAUGCUGUAAAGGUUUUAAUAAUAAAAGAGAUAGUGAAAAUCGGUACCAAUUAAAAUGCUCAUUACAGUAUUGUCGCAUAUAGCUCUGAUUGUUGGAUGGAGUAUUUGUGUGGAAGGUCAUGGACGGUUGGUACAGCCGCCAUCACGAUCAACCAUGUGGCGAUUCGGAUACAGCACACCACAUAACUAUAACGAUAAUCAGCUGUUUUGCGGAGGGUCUUCAAUUCAGUGGGGACAGAAUGACGGGAAAUGUGGCGUCUGCGGGGACCGGUAUGAUGGAGCGCGCGAUAACGAGGCUCCGAACGGCAAAUACGCUACUGGUACAUUGGUUGCUAAAUACGAUGCAGGCCAAAUGAUAGAGAUCAAAGUUCAUAUAACAGCCAAUCAUAAGGGGUGGUUUGAGUACAGACUGUGUCGCAAUGAUGACCCGAAAGCGGCUGUGACCCAAACCUGUUUUGACGAAAAUCUCUUGGCAGACGAGUCUGGGAAAACAAGAUUUACGAUCACAACAUCCAUGUUCCAUAUUGCACACAAGGUCAAGCUUCCAAACGGUUUGAAAUGCAAAGCUUGCGUAAUCCAGUGGAAGUACAAUACCGGAAACAGUUGGGGAACCGAUUUUGAGACAGGAAAAGGAUGUAUAGGCUGUGGACCACAAGAACAGUUUUACGGCUGCGCAGACGUCGCCAUAGGAGCAGACGAUAUUGUUAUGCCAACGCCAGACAAAGACGUAACGGUACCAGACGGUGACGUCGACGAAAGAGAAGAGAUUGACAAAACAGACGAAUACGAUUCUAACGGUGGCUGUAAGUGUAACUGUGCUCUGACGUCAUCAGCUUCGAGGAACAUGAAGACUUCUACAAUUGUUAUAGCUUCCCUGUGUUCACUUUUAGCGCAAAUUAUAGCCUGUUUCAAAUAAGUUCAUUGCUAAUUGACAAUGAUAUGUAAAUCUAAUACGAGUAGUUUUAGAACAUUUUCUCAAUGCAUUCUUAAAUUUCUCAUCAUGACAUGUCAAAGUUAAUAUUAGUAACGUAUAUAUACGCUGUCUAUGACUUCUUUCCAAUAUUUCUGGAAACCGGACACAGUAACAUAAGAAAGGGAAUGAAGAUUUCGUUGCAAUUUUUCCUGAAUCUUUACAGGGUCUUAUUUGAAAGACCCUGAUCUGUACCAUCGUUUUAAAAUGUUUCUCAUGUAUCUAAAUACUACGGUAUUCCGUUAGGACCAUCGCCAAUGAAAGAAGUUAUUUGAAACUCGAAAAGUCGUAAACACGAAUUUACAUAGACGAAAACGCGAAAUCACGAAAACACGAACACGCGAAGGAACGACGACGAAAAUGCGAGGACACCAUGACGAAAACUCGACAAAUUCAAGUCGAGAAUCAUCACGUUUUCGUCAUCGUAAUAUUGAGCUUCCGUCUUUGUUACUUUGAGUUUUUACCAUCGUGUUUUCGACUUUUCGCGUUUGUAAUUUCUUUAUUCAUUGCCGAUGUCCCUAACGGAGCACCGUAAAAUAUUGUUCAUAUUACCUGUAAGAAUAGAAUAUCAAUUUAUCAUGAUCUCUCUGAAAUCUGGUAACACGAGUACAUUAAAAAAAGCACUUCAGUAUACCAUCAUAUUUGGCCGAUGUUUUCAACUAACAGGUUAUAAAAUUGAAAUUAUAUUUUCAAAGACCCCGCACCCGGAUUAAAUGGAACGCUAUUCAACCCCUUUCACUCUGAAUAUCUUAAAUGGACUCGUCCGUCUUUUGUUCUUGAAAAGACCAUUCAUCAUUUUAGGAAAAUUUUCACAAUGGGUUCAGCGAACAGUGCAGACCAUGAUAAGACCCGCAAAUCUUGGUCUUCAAUGGUCGCAUGAUUUUUGUGUGCUUUUUUUCUGUUGCCGCAAGCAAACAAUAUAAUUAUAUUAGCCUACAUGUACAAUAAAAUACAAGGCGCAAUCUACGGCCAUGUUCAUAUGAAAUAUGGAAAAGGCAUUUGGUGCCGGCUGAAUGUUCGUGAAGUAAAACAAUUUUGUUCUAGAUACACAUUUUGUAUGCAUUUAAAAUUAUAUUUUGUCACCGAGUAAUUAAUACCUUAUCUGUAACCAGUCCUCGAUUUCUAUGUUUUAGUUGUAUUCAACGCUUAAGUCAUAAAAAAGUCAAUUUCAAGCAGCUUAGGGUUACAGACUGCAGUGACAUGCAGGCUGAUCUAGUUCUUAAUUGAUGACCUGAGCAUGUUAUUGCCUGCCAGGUAGAGUACGGGUAAGAAAUGUUGAACUAUACAAGUUUGUUAAACUAUACAAGUUUGUUGAACUAUAAAAGUUUGUUAAACUAUACAAGUUUGUUAAACUAUACAAGUUUACUCGUACUUUUUGUAUGCUAUUGGGUUUCCGAUAUCAGUUACUCGAUAUUCGAGGCCUUUUUAAGAUAUAACGUAAUUACUAAAAAAUCCAUUUGUUCUCGUAUAUUUUGAUAAAUUAAGGGCUGGUUCCCAUCUGUUUUCACGUUUGUCUGCUAAAAUGUAAUGUCUUUUUUAUGAUAAGAAAGAUUAAAUUAUAUUCAUAUACUCA